This is a messenger RNA of Podospora bellae-mahoneyi, 480 nucleotides long. RefSeq lists its product as uncharacterized. Lineage: Eukaryota; Fungi; Ascomycota; Sordariomycetes; Sordariales; Podosporaceae. The transcript is spliced from 3 exons. The record is from RefSeq and is a predicted model, not a curated record. Bases 1 to 480 code for a protein of 159 amino acids.
AUGCAAGGCUUUCGACGUAUGAAAUUGACGGCAGUGAUACAUAACCGUCGAACCACGAGCUCGCCGUCUCAAAACCCCCUUCCCGCAGCCUUCGAUCGUCUACACUCUUGCAGCCGGGUCUACGGUAUCAACUGGCAAUGCGUUGACCGUAGUUGCAGGGGCGGCAUUGUUCAGUCCAGCCCCCAUAACGCCAUUGCGAUGCUGAACAGGAGUCUGCGUGACCCCAGGGCCACCCUCCUUGAUAAGAUGUCCACUGCCACCGCUAGUAUCGCCACCCAAUCCUCUUUUGCGUCUGUGCAGAUGUUGGUCAGCGAAAGUUUCAAAUUAAACCAGAAGGAGGAGCAGGUGUGGAUGCCGAGAGGCCACGACAGCGGUGUAGAUCAGUCGUCCCUCGGGUUCGAGCACGCCGGCGUCGUUGAUCAAGGAGAAGGCCUGCCCCAGAAGACCGAGAACGACGGCUCCGCAGACGAGUUCGCCUAG